AUGCCGUGGCCUUUCUGCCCGUCGUGCGGGAGCGUGUUGGACCCUCCGGAGUCUGGGGACAUCUUGUGUGACCACUGCCACUUGCGGAUAUCCUAUGAAAGUUUCGGGGAGGUGGAGGUGGUCACCAGGAGUCAAAACAGAGCGGAACCAGAGUGGUUAGUGCAGAUUCAGCGAAAAGGAGAGAAGCAGGAGCUUCAGCGAGCAACGGUGGAGGAGGCGUGUCCGAAGUGCGGGCACCCCAAGAUGGAGUUCUACACCAUGCAGCUGCGGUCCGCAGACGAGGGGCAGACCGUCUUCUACGAGUGCCUGUCCAAGGCCUGCAAGCAUAAGUACGCUGUCAACAACUAGAGAUAACCUCUAGUGGUAUAAAACGGUUGAUCGGGGGACGAUGAUGUUGUUGUUGUUGUUGUUUUUGCUGUUGGCGGUGUGCUGUCGUGUAUUGUGUUUGUGUGAACUCUUGACGCUGCGCACGUCGGAGGUACCCUGUUAUUUCGCGUCAAUUAACUUUUUUUUUUUUGGCCUGUAGAUUUGUCGUCGGUGUUGUAAGUUCUGUGUGUGCGCCCGGGGAAGGGGUUUCAUUGCGGUGUCGGCUUAGAGAUGGCGGUUGGACCUUGGCUGCCAAAGCCUUGUACUUUUGCAUGUUUUG
Messenger RNA from Ectocarpus siliculosus, 646 nucleotides. The record is from the annotation of a GenBank genome assembly. Lineage: Eukaryota; Phaeophyceae; Ectocarpales; Ectocarpaceae.